Molecule: messenger RNA, 1902 nt
Organism: Stomoxys calcitrans (stable fly)
Lineage: Eukaryota; Metazoa; Arthropoda; Insecta; Diptera; Muscidae
Product: tyrosine-protein kinase Src42A
Exons: 1
Coding region: 237-1862 (541 amino acids)
Biological process (GO): innate immune response; cell differentiation; protein phosphorylation
Cellular component (GO): extrinsic component of cytoplasmic side of plasma membrane
Molecular function (GO): ATP binding; signaling receptor binding; non-membrane spanning protein tyrosine kinase activity
Source: RefSeq, a predicted model, not a curated record
UUUCGAGAAUCUAUUCCGCAAUUGUAAAUAGCCUUUCUUAGGCGGAUGUUAACGUGCUAAAAAAAAAACGGAACAUUAAUUUCCAUCAUAACCACCAACGACUUGAAUAUCACGGCAUGACAAUUGCAGAACCAAAAAAGACAAAACUAUUGAGGACUGUCUUCCUAGCUUGCUAAAGAUAGGAUACCAUUCAGUACAGUAUAAUUCUGGUGCUACACCGUCUGUCGAUUCUUGCAAUGGGUAACUGUUUGGGCACCAGAAAGUCCAAACUUUUCAAAACUCAUGACGAUCAAUGCACAACACUGGAUGAUACUUCCACCAUUGUUGCAACGACAACAUCACAGCCGCUUGAGCAAAGUUUUCCUCUGCUGCCUCAAAUCACAAAUCAAUCAAUGUAUGAGACAUUAAAUACCAAAGCAAAGAUUUUUGUGGCAUUGCAUGACUAUACCGCACUUACCAUCGAUGAUUUAAGCUUUGCCAAAGGAGAACAUUUGGAAAUUCUGAACGAUACACAGGGCGAUUGGUGGAUGGCGCGAAGUAAAAGGACCCGCCAAGAAGGUUUUAUACCCUCAAACUAUGUGGCCAAACUGAAAUCUGUCGAAGCUGAACCAUGGUAUUUCGGUAAGAUCAAGCGCAUUGAGGCUGAAAAGCAAUUACUGCUGCCAGAAAACGAACAUGGGGCAUUUUUAAUAAGAGACUCUGAGAGUCACCCCAACAGCUAUUCGCUGUCAGUGCGAGAUGGUCACACAGUGCAACACUAUCGCAUCGGUCAACUGGAAGAUGGUCAUUUCUAUAUUGACACAGAUACAACAUUUAUCACAAUUCAAGAACUUGUCGCUCAUUAUUUCCUGUAUGCUGAUGGACUGUGUGUCAGGCUUUGCAAACCAUGCGUACAGUUUGGAAAACCUAUCAUCGAAGGACUGUCUCAUAGAACUCGAGACCAGUGGGAAAUUGAUAGAACAUCGUUGAGAUUCCUACGAAAAUUAGGCACCGGGCAGUUUGGUCAGGUGUGGGAGGGUUUGUGGAACUAUAACACGCCUGUGGCCAUAAAGAAGCUCAAACCGGGCACCAUGAAUGCGAAAAGCUUUUUAAGUGAAGCUCAAACAAUGAAGAAACUCUGCCACCCUAACCUGAUACAAUUGUAUGCUGUGUGUACGGUGGAGGAGCCCAUUUACAUUAUAACCGAACUAAUGAAGCAUGGCUCUUUGCUGGACUACCUGCGCUCUACUGCAAAUAAAUGGCGCAGCAUUAGGAUGCGGGUGCUAGUUGACAUGGCAGCUCAAAUUGCUGCUGGCAUGGCCUAUUUGGAAUCGCAGAACUACAUCCACCGAGACUUGGCAGCCCGCAAUGUUCUGGUGGGCGACAACGACAUAGUUAAAAUUGCGGAUUUUGGUCUGGCUAGACUUAUAAAGGAAAAUGAAACUCAAGCAGAUGAUUGCGGCAGAUUCCCCGUAAAAUGGACUGCCCCUGAAGCAGCAAUUGACAGUAAAUUUUCCAUAAAAUCGGAUGUUUGGAGUUUUGGUAUUUUGCUUACAGAACUGGUUACCUAUGGCCAUAUACCAUAUCCUGGCAUGACAAAUGCCGAGGUGCUGAGUCGUAUUAAACAGGGUUACCGCAUGGAAAAGCCCUCAAAUUGCGAUCAACAACUCUACGAGAUCAUGCUGGAAUGUUGGCAUAGAGAGCCAAUGCGACGACCUACAUUUGAGACCCUUCAAUGGAAGCUAGAAGAUUUCAAGACAACGGAUCAGGGAAAUGACCGCUAUAUCGCCAUUCCGAACACACUAAAAUAUAAAAACAUAAAAGAAGUUACCUACUCCCCAGCACCCAAGUCGAACAAAACGAAUUAUUUUGUCUUUGAAUGAGACCAACCAACACUGACUGACAUUUGCGGGCAUUUACAUU